Molecule: messenger RNA, 1837 nt
Organism: Manis pentadactyla (Chinese pangolin)
Lineage: Eukaryota; Metazoa; Chordata; Mammalia; Pholidota; Manidae
Gene: RGS11
Product: regulator of G protein signaling 11
Biological process (GO): regulation of G protein-coupled receptor signaling pathway; G protein-coupled receptor signaling pathway
Source: RefSeq, a predicted model, not a curated record
GCCGGGAGGGGCAGCGGAGGAGCGGGCCGGGUGCGCGCGGUACGCGCGGGCCUGGGGUGAGGGCGCUGCUGAAGGGACUGGGUGGCGGCGGCGGCCAGGCAGCCGGGGGGUCUCCCCUCGCCCAGGCCCCGCCCCACCCCGCUGCGGCCUGAGCCCCGCAGUCCGCGCGCGUUACUCCUCUGGGCGCACUGACCCGGGGAGUCGGAAUCCGGGGACCAGGCCACUCGGCCUGCGCAGCCCCUCAAGGCCCCGCUCCCCGCCACAUGGAGCGGCUGACCGUGAGCCUGCAGGACCCAGACCGGGGCGCGCGGAUGCGGGGCCAGCGCCUGCUCGUCGCCGCCGCUCCCCGCGCCGUGGCAGGCAGCGCCCUCCUGGAGUGGCUGGCCCAGAAGCACUGCAUCGCAGAGGAGGAGGCUCCGCACCUGGGCGCCCUCCUGCUGCGGCACGGCUGCCUGCACCCGCUGCGGGAGCACCGCAGCCUCGGGCUCCGGCCAGAUGAUUCGCCCUGCAGGUUCCAGACACCGUACUUCUGGACCAGCACCCUGUGGCCAGCUCCCGAGCUGGACUUUGCCAUCUACCUGGCCAAAAAGAACACCCAAAAGAAGGGGGCCCUGGCCGGCCAUGAGAGGGAGCAGUAUGACCAACCGCACAGGAAGACAUACGCAUGGGACCUGGUAGUGAUGCAGGCCGGAGAGCAGCUCAUGGCAGCUAAGCAGCGCAGGAAAGGGGACAGACUUGUCAUCACAUGCCAGGAGCAGACCUACUGGCUGGUCAAUAGGCCCCUGCCAGGAGUCCCCAGCACGCUGGAGCAGGGCCCGGAGCGGAGCUCCUGCACUUCUACCCGUCCCAUCCAGACCGAGGACUUGGACUUCUGCGAGCGGAAAAUCGACUGCUGCAGAAAGGCGCUGGGCAGGAGGCUGGUGAAGUCCUCCACCUGCCUGGAGGCGUGCCUGAGGUUCAGUGGUCAGCAUGGGCCGCAUGACCCCAUCGUGUCAGGGUGCCUGCCCAGCAACCCUUGGGUCACAGACAAUGUCCCCUUCUGGGCCAUGGGUGCCCCUAGUGUGGCUGUGCUCACAAAGGUCCGCGUGGAGCUACAGGCCUUCAGCUUCUGGGAGCUCCUGGAAGACCCCAUGGGACGAGCCCACUUCACGGACUUUCCCCAGAAAGAGUUCAGUGCUGAGAACCUCAGCUUCUGGGAGGCAUGUGAGGAGCUGUGCUGUGGAGAGCAGGCCCAGGUGGCCGCCCUGGGGGAUGCCGCGUACCAGCAGUUCCUGGUGCCUGGUGCUGCCCGCUGGGUCAACAUCAACAGCCAGACGAUGGAGCGGACCCUGCAGGGGCUGAGGCCCCACUGCUACAUGCUGGGUGACGCCCAGGUGCACGUCUACACGCUCAUGAAGAAGGACUCAUACCCACGGUUCCUGAAGUCUGAUGUGUACAAAGGCCUGCUGGCGGAGGCUGUGGUACCCCCUGAGACAAGGAGACGAGUGACGCUGCUGGGCGGAACCCAGCCUCCCGGGGGCCCAGAGCCAGCCCCAGGUUCACCCCGCCGGCUGGACGUCCCGGACGCCAUCCUGCAGGCCCGUGGCUGCCCUCCUCCAUGCUGUGGGUUCUUCACCAGGGCUGUACACAGAGGCGCCACCAUCCUCACCCCCGUCCACGCCCCAGCUCAUGGCAGGGCUUUGCCAGGGCACCUGUGGGGAAGGGGGUGGUGACCCCAUUCAUCCUCCUGAGAGGGUCCCACCCUCCCCCAGACUCGGGGGGGAGGCACAGCUGCUCCUUUGAGGGCACAACUCUACUGGCCCACCCCUCCUGCUCUCACCCACUCCUGGCACGGAAA